CCUUCGCCGCCAGCCAUCAUCACCACUCAACCCUACUGGUUCUCACCCAGCCUCCCACCCAGCCAUCCAUACAUCAACCCCCUGGAUCUCAACCCAGCCUACACGCCAGCAUCAUACACCACUCAACCCCCUGGGAUCUCAACCCAGCCUACAACCCAGCCAUCAUCAACACUCAACCCCCUGGAUUCUCAACCCAGCCUACACCCAGCCAUCAUCACCACUCUCACCCCUGGAUCUUCAACCCACGCCUACCCCCAGAGUGUCUUCCCACACCUCCCCAUCCCCAAGCUCUUCCCAACCCCACCGCUCCCCAUUCUCUUCCCAACCUCAAGCCCUCCCAAGGUCUUCCCGCCCCAACCCUCCCCAACCUCUCCCAACCAACCCUCCCAAGGUCUUCCCACCCCAACCCUCCCCAAUGUCUUCCCAACCCAACCUCCCCAAGGUCUUCCCAACCCCAACCCUCCCAAGGUCUUCCCAACCCCAACCCUCCCCAAUCUUUCCCAACCCCAACCCUCCCAAGGUCUUCCCAAACCCCCAACCCUCCCCAAUCUCUUCCCCAACCCCAACCUCCCCAAUCUCUCCCAGACCCCAGCCCUCCCCAAUCUCUUCCCAACCCUCCCCAUCCCCAAGGUCUUCCCAACCCCAACCCUCCCCAAUCUCUUCCCAACCCCAACCCUCUCCAAUCUCUUCCCAACCCAACCCUCCACAAUCUCUUCCCAACCAAACCCUCCACAAGGUCUUACCCCCCCAACCGCUCCCCAAGGUCUUUCCCAACCCCCCAACCCUCCAAGGUCUUCCCAACCCCAACCCUCCCCAAUCUCUUCCCAACCCCAACCUCCCCAAGUCUUCCCACCCCACCCUCGCCAAUUCUUCCACCCCCAACCCCGCAAUCUCUUCCGACCCAGCCCUCCCAUCUCUUUCCACCCUCACCCAUCCCAAGGUCUUCCCACCCCAACCUCCCAAUGUCUUCCAACCCCACCCUCCCCAACGGUCUUCCCCAACCCCAACUCCCAAGGUCUUCCCAACCCCAAACGCUCCCAAUCUCUCCCAACCUCCCAAACCUCCCAGGUUUCCAACCCCACCCUCCCAAUCUCUUCCCACCCCAACCCUCCCAUCUUUCCCGACCCACAGCCUCCCCAAUCUCUUCCACCCCUCCAUCCCCAGGGUCUUCCCAACCCAACCCUCCCCAAUCUCUUCCACACCCCAACCUCUCCCAAUCUCUUCCCCACCCCAACCCUCCACAAUCUCUUCCCAACCAAACCCCUCCACAAGGUCUUCCCAACCCAACCCUCCCCCAAGGUCUUCCCAACCCCAACCCUCCCCAAGGUCUUCCCAAAACCCGCUUACCAACCCUCCCAAUCUCUUCCCAACCCCAACCCUCCCCAAGGUCUUCCCAACCCAACCCUCCCCAAUCUCUUCCCCAACCCAACCUCCCCAUCUCUUUCCCACACCCACCCCUCCCCAUCUUCCCAACCCUCCCAUCUCACGGUCUUCCCAACCCCAACCCUCCCCAAUGCUCUUCCCAACCCCAACCCUCCCCAAGUCUUCCCAACCCCAACCUCCCCAUCUCUUCCCGACACCAACCCUCCCCCAAGGUCUUCCCAUCCCCAACCCUCCCAGCCUCUCCCCAACCCAACCCUCCCCAACCCCAACUCACCCUAG
Messenger RNA from Salvelinus sp. IW2-2015, 1662 nucleotides. RefSeq names its product proline-rich protein 2-like. The annotation marks the transcript as partial. Lineage: Eukaryota; Metazoa; Chordata; Actinopteri; Salmoniformes; Salmonidae. The transcript has 3 exons. The record is from RefSeq and is a predicted model, not a curated record.